AUGGGGGACAGAAAGGACACCAAAAGGGAUAGAAAGGACACCAAAAGGGGCAGAAAGGACACCAAAAAGGGACAGGAAGGACACCAAAAAGGCAGAAAGGACACCAAAAAGGACAGAAAGGACACCAAAAAGGGACAGGAAGGACACCAAAAGGGAAAGGACACCAAAAAGGGACAGGAAGGACACCAAAAAGGGGCAGAAAGGACACCAAAAAGGACAGAAAGGACACCAAAAGGGACAGAAAGGACACCAAAAAGGACAGAAAGGACACCAAAGGGACAGAAAGGACACCAAAGGGACAGAAAGGACACUAAAAGGGGCAGAAAGGACACCAAAAGGGAUAGAAAGGACACCAAAAGGGAUAGAAAGGACACCAAAAAGGGACAGGAAGGACACCAAAGGGACAGAAAGGACACCAAAAAGGGACAGAAAGGACAC
Passer domesticus (house sparrow) is the source of this 438-nucleotide messenger RNA. It is a transcript of the gene CYLC2, whose product is annotated as cylicin 2. The record is from RefSeq and is a predicted model, not a curated record. NCBI's taxonomy places the organism in Eukaryota, Metazoa, Chordata, Aves, Passeriformes, Passeridae.